CCGACAUUCCCUAUGAGAACCUUGGUCAACUGGGGGUCCAGGUGUACGGGGGAUGCCCCCCGGAGUCCCGUUCCACAACCCCCUCCUCUACAACCAGCAGCAGCUCCAGCAGAUCCUGGCCAACCUGGAGAAGAUCGCCUUUCUCAAACUAUCUCACGACUCUUCAUCCCAGUUAUUAGAGGUUGAAAUCUCUGCCGAUACUGUGGCCGCCUCCCUCGUCGGAGGCCACACCCACCACCUUCAUCUUUCCACUGAGGAGGACCCUGCUCAAUGACAUCGUAAUUACUGCACUCUCUCACUCUCACAGAUAUUGUAGGAU
Molecule: messenger RNA, 319 nt
Organism: Geodia barretti
Lineage: Eukaryota; Metazoa; Porifera; Demospongiae; Tetractinellida; Geodiidae
Source: the annotation of a GenBank genome assembly